Messenger RNA from Fusarium keratoplasticum, 810 nucleotides. RefSeq names its product Aldo-ket-red domain-containing protein. Gene Ontology annotation, molecular function: oxidoreductase activity. The coding region runs from base 1 to 810 and encodes 269 amino acids. Lineage: Eukaryota; Fungi; Ascomycota; Sordariomycetes; Hypocreales; Nectriaceae. The transcript is spliced from 3 exons. The record is from RefSeq and is a predicted model, not a curated record.
AUGGGCUCACAAGCACUCACACUCAUCGACCGUAUCGCCCUCGUCAACUCUACAACCUCAAUCCCCUACAUCGGCUUUGGCGUCUACAAAAUCCGUGGCCCAGCCUGUACAGCGGCAGUCAUCGAAGCCCUCUCAGCAGGGUAUAGACACAUCGACUCGGCUGCUCUCUACCGCAACGAGCAGUACGUCGGGAGCCCCACCGCUAGGAAGAGUCUAGCGAGUGAUGAGGAUGGAGUGUAUCGCGAAGUCGUAGACAGCGUGGAUCGCAUCGCUAGCGAGGAUGGCUAUGUUGACUUGCUGCUGAUCCAUGUACCUGGACCAUCCCAUACACACCGUGAGAAGCUGUGGGCUGCCAUGGAGAGACUUCGAAACGAGGGAAGGGCAAAGAGCAUCGGUGUGAGUAACUUUCGUGUGCGGCAUCUGGAGGAGAUGAGAGAGUAUGCGGCAGCUUGGCCCCCCAGCGUGAAUCAGAUCGAGCUUCAUCCUUGGUGCCAGCAGCGAGAUGUGGUAGCUUACUGCCAAACCCAUGGCAUUAUAGUCGAGGCCUAUAGCCCACUGGCAACGGGCACCCGGCUAGAUGACCCGACGGUCCAGAGCAUGGCGACCAAGAAGGGAAAAACGCCUGCUCAGAUUCUUAUCCGAUACGCGCUACAGAAGGGUUGGGUUCCAUUACCAAAGAGCGUGCAACCAGACCGCAUCCACGAGAAUCUCGACGUCUUCAACUUUGACCUCGACCAGGACGAUAUGGCGGCGCUAGAUGCAUUAGAUGAGGGGUCAAAGGGAGCUGUAUUCAAGACGAAUGUGGACUGA